Messenger RNA from Myotis lucifugus (little brown bat), 715 nucleotides. It is a transcript of the gene SUB1, whose product is annotated as SUB1 homolog, transcriptional regulator. Gene Ontology annotation, cellular component: transcription regulator complex; nucleus. The transcript has 4 exons. Bases 88 to 471 code for a protein of 127 amino acids. Gene Ontology annotation, molecular function: DNA binding; transcription coactivator activity. The record is from RefSeq and is a predicted model, not a curated record. Lineage: Eukaryota; Metazoa; Chordata; Mammalia; Chiroptera; Vespertilionidae. Gene Ontology annotation, biological process: positive regulation of transcription initiation by RNA polymerase II.
CUUCUUAAAUUUUUGGUUGGGGGAGAGUUAAAAUGAAUGUAAUAGAGCAAUCUGUAAAUUACUUACAUAAAAUGUUUUUCUUUCAGAAUGCCUAAAUCAAAGGAACUUGUUUCUUCAAGCUCUUCUGGCAGCGAUUCUGACAGUGAAGUUGACAAAAAGUUAAAGAGGAAAAAGCAAGUUGCUUCAGAAAAGCCUGUAAAGAAGCAAAAGACUGGUGAGACUUCAAGAGCCCUGUCGUCUUCUAAACAGAGCAGCAGCAGCAGGGAUGACAACAUGUUCCAGAUUGGGAAAAUGAGGUACGUCAGCGUACGGGACUUUAAAGGAAAAGUCCUAAUUGAUAUUAGAGAAUAUUGGAUGGAUCAAGAAGGUGAAAUGAAACCAGGAAGAAAAGGUAUUUCCUUAAACCCUGAGCAAUGGAGCCAGCUGAAGGAACAGAUUUCUGACAUUGACGAUGCAGUGAGAAAACUGUAAAAUCUGAGCCAUAUAACCUGUACUGUCCUAGUUGUUUUAACCUGUCUUUUUACAUUGGCUUUGUUUUUUAAAUGUUGUUUUCCAGGCUAUUGUAUAUUUGGAUUGCAGAACAAUUUGUAAGAAUACUUUUUUUUUUUAAUGUGCAUUAUUAAAAACGUUCUGAGUGAAGCUAAUUGUCAACUUUAUUAAGGGGGUUGCUUUGUGCCCACCUAGUGUAAAAUAAAAUCAAGUCAUACAAUCUUAA